AUGCCAUCUGCGCGCGUUGAUAAGCGCGACAACUCUCCUGACACAUCAAGUCAAAGUAAUUCAGAGCCAUCGCCUCCAGCCCCACCGACGACAUGGCGUGUCUCCCACAUCCUCAUCGUUGCCUUCCUCAUCCCAAUUGUCAUAUUACAAUGCUGGAAGCAGGGACAACAUCUCUAUCACUACCUCGAUAUCCCCACAUUGUGGCUACGCGUCAAUGGCAUUGUUCCUGAAGAGAAAGCUCAGAUCGAUGAGCUUGCAUCUUUGCUUGAUCAAAUAUACUCCACGCUGGCUAACAUGACCUACUUACCAUCGUCAUCUAUCAAGCGUGGCCCCCAUUCCAUUAAGACCACCAAUGCCGCAUACAAUUCUCAGAUCUCUCAAUUGCUAUCUGCCCUUCCUUACAUAGAUCAACCUCUACCUGACAAGGAGCCGUGGCUGUUCGAGACCGAUUUUGUAGACUAUACGGAUCCGAAGGAGCGAGAAGAUACCAGGGAUCCAUUGCUCUGUGAGGGACAAUACAUGACGCCUUCUAUGAUAGCACUCAAUUCCAUAGGCGUCGGGUGGUCUGUGCUUAUAUACGACUUUGAAGGCAACAAGAUCAGAAUGAUAAACGCUCUUGAGUGGUCCAAUUCCGCUCUAGAUUGGCAACCAUUGCUAGAUUUCGACCGCGUCGAGGCACGCAAGAGAAGAGACAUGAUAUGCCACGGCGACGACAUUCGUCAGUUCUGGGAAGACUUGCCCUAUAUCGAGGCACCGUUCUUCCUCCGCGACCUCCUCCAGCGGUACAGAGACGGAGACAUGAUUCCCUGGACCACAACUCCGGAAAUGGACGCCAAAGCCUACAAAAACCUACUCCUCCAACACGGGUGGCCAGACACCUUCAACGCAGACAGAUUCCGCGCCAACCUAUUCCGCCUCCAAAACCGAGCAUCCCCCCACGGCAACGCAAAAGCCGCCCACUCCCUCGCCGCCGAACUUGAAGGCAAACCCCCCUUCACAUCCCCAGGCCUCAUAGCCAACCUUAAACAGCACCUCCUCGACACCUUCACCCAACUCUCCACCACCCCCGAAUCAGACUCAGAGACAAAACUCCAACUCUCCUUCCAGCAUGAGCGCCUCUCCCUCGACCUCGCCCGCCGGUACGACGAACUCCACGCCGCGAAGACACUCAUCGCGAGACUCUGCCCUGCAGGCGUGUGCGUCAAACCAGAGGACGUCGCCUCACGCAACUGUCUGAACGUCAAGAAAGAGCACGCAGAAUUAGUCGCGCGAUUCCAGAGGGGGUAUCCGGAGGAGACCGAGUGCCAUUGGCGAGAGACGGCCACGAAGCGUUCACGUCGCACUUUUCUGGGAUGGCGGAGGAAGCAGUUUUGGUGGGCGGGAUUGGCGGUUCGAGAGUGCGAGAAGGAUGUUAGGGCGGAGGGGAAUGGGGUGGAUUUGGAUGAAAGACAGCGCAUGGAGGAGGAGAGGAUGUCGUUAAGGGAUUGCGAGAGUGGAUUGGCGGGCUGUCCGCCGAAGAAACUGCCAUUGUUGCUCAGCACCGCUGGGUCGAAGAGGAGAUCGCUGGGCUGGAGUCGUCGAUAA
Molecule: messenger RNA, 1584 nt
Organism: Aaosphaeria arxii CBS 175.79
Lineage: Eukaryota; Fungi; Ascomycota; Dothideomycetes; Pleosporales
Exons: 2
Coding region: 1-1584 (527 amino acids)
Source: RefSeq, a predicted model, not a curated record